Orbicella faveolata is the source of this 493-nucleotide messenger RNA. RefSeq names its product UPF0488 protein C8orf33 homolog. NCBI's taxonomy places the organism in Eukaryota, Metazoa, Cnidaria, Anthozoa, Scleractinia, Merulinidae. The record is from RefSeq and is a predicted model, not a curated record.
GGUAGGAAGAUCCAACAUGGCGGAUGGAGAAGCGGAGAAAGAACUUACUGCAAAACAGCGGAAAAACCGAAAGAAGAAGGAAGCUGCAAAGCGUAAAAAGCAGGAACAGAAACUUCAGGAGUCAGUCAAUGUUUCAACAGAAAAUACACCUGAAAAUGUCGGAGAUAAAACACAAGAAGCUGGUCAGUCAGCAGAAGACAAGUUUCAGUGCGAGCUGAAUUGGUGCAUCGAACAACUUGAAAUGGGUCUCGCUUUUCAGAAACCUGACAAAAGACAAGCUGAAGUUGUUCAGCGUCAUUUGAGAUCUUUAAACUCUUCUAAAACACCCAUGGUAAGUGCACUGUAUUUGCCUUCCUCUUUCCUAUGUUCUGAAUACAAAGAUACAAAACCUCAGUUUGCUAGUGGGGUGGUUCUUGUCCAAGAAGUUUUUACACAACAUAACCAGAGCGACNUCUUCAAGGUCAGCUUUUCCAUUCUUACCGUGUCAAAAUGA